AUGGCUUAUCGCACUAAUGGGGAGCAUGAACAUGAGCGAGACCGCCAUAUCUUGAAGCCCUUCUCAGCGCCCCCCACGACAUCCCCCACCUGCGAAGAAUUACUACCCCGGUACUUCAUCGUCCGCCCAGAUGUCACAAAGCAUACCGCAUGUGGCACAGUCACCAUCAAGGGGCCCAUGGUGCCCCUGAUCCCCAUUGACCAGCUUCCUCCCUGGCUCGAGGUCGUCGACGUUCCCCGUGAGCUAGAUAUUGAUCAGAUGAAGGGUCUCAUAAAUCUUGGCGAGAGCCGCAAGGACUUCGAUUCAUUUGAAGUCUACUUCGUAGACAGUAACGAUGAAGAACUGUCCUUCUCUGAUACCGAGGGCUGCGGCGCUACUGGCGUCACCGCUGAAAAAAGCAUCAUUGACGGCCAGUCGCAAGGCAAUACUAAUGCCAACAAGUCCAGCCGCAGACGAGGGGAUCGACGCCACAAGAACUGGAACCAACAGCAGGAUGGCUCGAACCCGGAGCCUUCCACCAGUAGCGACAGCUGCAGCGGUGACGCGGCCGAGAGCGUUUCCUCGUUCAAGGCCUCGGCAUCGAGCAGCACAGAUGCUGCAUUGAACUACCACCCCCAAGCCACGACAACGGCGGCCACCAAGGGCGGCCUCAAGAAUAGUCGCCACGCCGCCACCACCCAUUCAGCGCCCCCGAGCCCGAUCGUGACCCUGAACGCCCGGGUUCCUUCACUACCCUCCGCAAGCCCGGGUCCGUUAAACCGCUACACCAUGCUGCCCCGCCGCAACGGCGGUCCCAUCCCACAUCCGGACCGCCCUGCCUCGCGCUUGCUCAGCACCUUCGCGCCCGCCCCCAACGGCCACUACUCGCCCGCUCGACCCUCUAGCUCACCAGCUCGCGCCAACCUUCACCACCACCACCACAACAGAAACAACAACACACCGGCGUACCGCAGCAGUAGCCGCAGCAACCCGAACGCCAACAAUAGCAGCAGCAACAGCACGGUCUUCUGCCGGCACUUCUGCCACCACGGGACCUGCAAGUGGGGACAGGUCUGCUACUACAAGCACGGGAUGCCGUGCACGCCGGACGGGCUGCGCGAGGUGGGGCUCGCCGACUUCCCGGUCUGGUACAAGGCGGGCAUGGCUUUCUACUCGUACAUGAACAACGGCGGCGGCGAUGGCCACGGUGCCAUGACGCCGCCUGGGAGCGGCGUGGGCAUGGGCGUGGGUGGUCCCAGUGCUGCCGUGUCCGACUUGAGCGAGAAGGACCGGAGGGGGUUCCGGGAGCGCCUUGAGAGACAGGGAAUGAUGGCCAAGACGGCCAAGGAGAGACAAGAACCACAGCAGCAGCAGCAGCAGCGUAUGGGGGGUUGUAUCAGUGGCAAGAACAAGAGCAAAGGUAAGGAGAAGAGGAGGGUUGAGAGCAUCCUGAGGGAAGACACGAAUAAGUCAGGUCAUGUGUCCAUGGAUGAGCAGGAUGGCAGAGUCUUCAUUCCCGAGGAGACGCUGGAGACUCGGUCAAGACAGGUCGAGGAAGAAGAUACAUAA
Messenger RNA from Truncatella angustata, 1548 nucleotides. RefSeq lists its product as uncharacterized. The transcript has a single exon. The record is from RefSeq and is a predicted model, not a curated record. The coding region runs from base 1 to 1548 and encodes 515 amino acids. Lineage: Eukaryota; Fungi; Ascomycota; Sordariomycetes; Amphisphaeriales; Sporocadaceae. Gene Ontology annotation, molecular function: metal ion binding.